UGCCGCCUGCUCACCGACCGCGCGGCCUAUGGAGAGGCUCAGGCCGUGCUGUUCCACCACCGCGACCUCGUGAAGGGAUCCCCCGACUGGCCCCCGCCCUGGGGCGUCCGGAUGCGCACAGCGGAGGAGCUGGAGCUGCGCGUGUUGGACGACGAGGAGGAAGCGGCGGCGGCGGCGGCAGAAGAAGCCCUGGCGACCUCGGGCCCCAGACCCCCGGGCCAGCGCUGGGUGUGGAUGAACUUCGAGUCGCCCUCCCACUCCCCGGGGCUGCAAAGCCUGGCAGGUAACCUCUUCAACUGGACGCUUUCCUACCGGGCCGACUCGGACAUCUUCGUGCCUUAUGGCUACCUCUAUCCCAGGAGCCACCCCAGCGACCAGCCGCCAGGCCUGGUCCCACCGCUGUCCCGGAAACGGGGGCUGGUGGCCUGGGUGGUGAGCCACUGGAACGAGCGCCAGGCCCGGGUCCACUACUACCACCAGCUGAGCCAGUACGUGCCCGUGGAUGUGUUUGGCCGGGGCGGGCCAGGGCGGCCUGUGCCCGACAGCGGGCUCCUGCACACAGUGGCCCGCUACAAGUUCUACCUGGCUUUCGAGAACUCGCAGCACCUGGAUUAUAUCACAGAGAAGCUCUGGCGCAACGCGUUGCUGGCUGGGGCGGUGCCGGUGGUGCUGGGCCCAGAGCGUGCCAACUACGAGCGCUUCGUGCCCCGUGGCGCCUUCAUUCACGUGGACGACUUCCCUAGUGCCUACGCCCUGGCCGCCUACCUGCUCUUCCUCGACCGCCACCCCACCGCCUACCGCCGCUACUUCAACUGGCGCCGGAGCUAUGCCGUGCACAUCACUUCUUUCUGGGACGAACCUUGGUGCCGGGCCUGCCAGGCUGUGCAGAUGGCUGGGGACCGGCCCAAGAGCAUACGUAACUUGGCCCGCUGGUUCGAGCGGUAAAGCCAUCCUCUCUAGAUAGGACCCAGGCAGGCCAAGUUGUCAGCCUUUUGCUCUUCUACUGUGCAUCUCCUUGACUGCUGAAUCACGGGAUUAGGUUCUCAAAAUACCCGUUUUUGCUCUAUGGGAAAAAGGUGAUUUACCAAUUAAUAAUACUCAGCGCAAAGACGGGGUGGGUAGGAUCCCGGGUCCUAGUGUUCUUUACACAGUUAGCAGUUGGGCUCCCUCAGCUGUUGAUGGGCAUCAGCGUUCAGGGGUGAAGAAGGGGGCCCUCCUAAACCUUAUAACCGGUGUAGAGGUGAAGGAAUAGAUUAGCUACAAGAAGCCGUUUCUCUAAAUUUUCUCGUCUGCCACAGGCCAGAUUUGUGACCUGUGCAGCCUCCAUGUUUCAUGCACACUGCUCCCCGACUCCCACUGCUCUGGACCAAGGUGAAGCAAAGCGCUGGUUUUAGGAAGAGGCUUGUCGCGGGACAGUGGGAGGACUGUGGUCACAAGUGCAUCU
Galeopterus variegatus (Sunda flying lemur) is the source of this 1444-nucleotide messenger RNA. RefSeq names its product fucosyltransferase 4 (alpha (1,3) fucosyltransferase, myeloid-specific) (gene FUT4). Lineage: Eukaryota; Metazoa; Chordata; Mammalia; Dermoptera; Cynocephalidae. The transcript has a single exon. Gene Ontology annotation, molecular function: alpha-(1->3)-fucosyltransferase activity. Gene Ontology annotation, cellular component: membrane. The annotation marks the transcript as partial. The record is from RefSeq and is a predicted model, not a curated record.